AUGGUGGACGAUGCUGCGCUUCGGCGGCACCAGGAACUUGAACAAAAGCGUGCCGAGCUGGCCAGGCUCAAAAUGGAACGUCAGAUGAGGACUGCAGGUCGUCAGACUCUACCAGCUUCCGCCGCCUCGAAUGGUGUGAAUGGAUCUUUGCAAGAUAAUGGUAAUUGUUUUUCUUCUAUUGUGUUGGUGUUUACUUUUUCUGCGGCCUAUGAAUCAGAAAUUCGUUCAUCACAGCCAUGGAUAAUUUAAAUUUUCUUCAGGAAAUGGUAUAAGACAAGUGUUGUCCACACAAAACAUGGACGACUUGCUGGCAGAGGUCGGUAUAGCCCCUGCGCCGAGUUUGCCGAUGAAUGCGUCGGCUCCGAACUUCAUGGUGAAUGGUUAUGGAAAAGUAGGCGACGAUGCGUCUAGUGAAGAACCUGUUGCUUUGGUUUGUGUUUUUUGGCCUUUUAUUGUGUGGACUUCUAUUUUGUGUUCUUUCUAUCGUUUUUUCUUCGGCGUUUCUUUAUGUUUGAGUUGAUCUAUUAUUGUGAUAUUACUCGUUUUGAAAAAAAUCUUUGUAGGACGCCAAUUUGAAUCGCCGGCCGACGGCAUGUGAGAUUGUCCACAACUCCAGUAUUAGUGUUCACCCAAAGAAUGAUGUUAAAUACUCCAAAGUCACACAAACAAUGGAUAUUGACAGUCACAUGGACAACUUCAGUACUGGCUCAGCUGAUGGAUUUGAAUUUGAUGACAUCAGUGUGGAUGGAAGGCAUGACACUAUCGGUGAUUUGGAUCUUGAUGGAAGUCUGGCAAUUGACAAGAUUCUGGGGAAAGUCAGAACAACCGAGCCUGUAGGUUUAUAUUAUUUUUGGUUAGAACUUUAGGGGUUUCGCAUAUGAGUGAUUUUCAAGCCUGAAACUGUCGUCUGGGUGUUUGAGAAGACUUAUUUGAGGGCUGAGUUUACAUGAAACUUAAUAAUUUUUGUAUUUUUAAUUUCAGGCCGAAGAGAAACACGAAGAAAAAGAACAUGUUCUGAAGGCCAAGAAACUACCUCCCCUCACAGAACAAGAGAAAGAGAAGAUCCUUCAUGACGAUGGCUUCCAAAAGUUUGUCCUCAGAGCUUCAAGGCUCUUCGAACGGGCCUUUGCCGGUGAUUCCGUGGCCGAUAUUGCGACCGACUAUCAGUCGGACAUGGAUAACAUACAUUCGGACGCUUUGUUGACACUGAAAUCAACCUUCAAUUGCGAAAAAUACCUCCAGAAUCAAAGAGGAUACGGUGUGGAGUUUUGCGAUGCCCAUCCUGAACUAAUGGCGGUGCUCGUGAACGGAGAACCGGAUGGAAAAGGUGGCCCAACAGGUAUAAUCAACCUCUGGAAUACGGUUUAUCCCACUCCAAAUCCAGAGUAAGUUGAGUUCAAGAGUUUUUGAUAUUGUUUCGGAGUUUAGGCUAGUUUUCCACGCCACCGCGAAGGUUCGAUCAGUUUGUUUUUCACGCUUCCACCCAAAGUUGGUCCUUGGCGGAUGUGAAACGGGACAAUUAUGUGUGUGGGACAUGCGAAACAACAAGAAGAUUCCGGUGUCGAGGAGUCAAAUCAGCGCCAGAGGACAUACCCAGACGAUAAAUGGGAUGCAUGUGGUUGGAACACACCAUUCUCAUAACCUAAUGACCACAUCCGUGGACGGUGUCAUCUGUUGGUGGAGCUUGGAUAAUAUGCAUUCGCCGGUCGAAAAAAUCUCGGCUUCUGGAGUCCCUACGAAAAAACAGGUAAGUAGAUGGGCCUAGAAAGCAUUUGGAGAGGCGUUUGAGGAGGGAGAGACAUUAAUUUAUAUUGAUUUAGCUGUCCAUCAUGUCUUCGGAUAUCUUCCUCAACGGAUUCGACAAGUUUAUUCUGGGUGGCGAAGAUGGUUGCCUAUAUUUGGGAGAGCGUCAUGACGCCCAAGGACAAAUGUCACGCGAAAUUAACGGUGAGUCCAUAGGAAAUUUUAGUUUUAUAUUAAACUAGGUAGUAUAAUAUGAGGUUGAUGUUUUUUAUCUCGAUUUUUUAGUCCAUGACGGCUCAGUGCAAUGCGUCGCCCUCCAUAAGACUCCAGGACCGGCGGAUUUUUCGAAUUAUUGCCUAACCGGCUCGAUGGACUUUGAUAUGCACCUCUGGAAUCUCCAGGAACCCUCCGAACCGGUCCUUUCCUUCCGUCAUAAGCAUGGAUACACAUCCAUCACGGACAUUAAAUGGUCUCCAAUCCAUCCAGCGGUCUUUGUCUCGUCUUCACUAAACGGCAAAUUCUAUUUGUGGAAUCUGAACACGGACACGGAGGAUCCAGUGGCAACGAUGGACUUUGGCCAGCCAAUCCAGCGAGUUUGCUGGAGCAAAGAUGGCCAUCAUGUGGUGGGAUUGGGCUUCGACGGCAGCGCACAGUUCUACGAAGUCCACGAAACUUUGAAGAAUGUAAAACAUUCCGAAUGGGAUGUCAUGUCCGGGUAAGAGAUCAGAUGUCUAGUGUAAUGUCUAUUUUGGUGAUAAUUGAGGAAAUUUUUGAUUUUUUGGUGUUUGUAACUGUUUCAACAUUAAAAAUAGGAAAUUAUAAAUUUGUUUAGAGGUUCAUAGAGUUUUAUAUUUUUUGGAAAAUAUUGUUUUAGACCGGAUUUUGGCCUAGGGUAACAUAAAAUUUUCAUUUUUUCCGAUUUUUAACCGAUUUUUACUUGAAAAUUGAGAUGAAAUGUGCUUUUUAUAACUUGAUGACGAUUUCAGAGUCCUCUAUGAAGCCCUCCAAGACUCGAAGCCAGUGGAUUUUCAAGGCAAAUCCUUCCCAAGAAGAAUCUCAUCUCAACAGGUUUGA
Bursaphelenchus xylophilus (pine wood nematode) is the source of this 2817-nucleotide messenger RNA. NCBI's taxonomy places the organism in Eukaryota, Metazoa, Nematoda, Chromadorea, Rhabditida, Aphelenchoididae. The record is from the annotation of a GenBank genome assembly.